Acyrthosiphon pisum (pea aphid) is the source of this 351-nucleotide messenger RNA. RefSeq lists its product as uncharacterized. The transcript has a single exon. The coding region runs from base 1 to 351 and encodes 116 amino acids. Lineage: Eukaryota; Metazoa; Arthropoda; Insecta; Hemiptera; Aphididae. The record is from RefSeq and is a predicted model, not a curated record.
AUGGAGUGGUCAAACGAUUUAAUUUUGGAGUUCCUUGAGUUAUAUGAACAGGAACCUUGUAUCUGGAAUCCUAAACAUCCACAACACAAAAUUCGGAAUUCUGUGAAUGAUUCUUGGAACAACAUUUCCAAAAACCUCAGCCAAAAAUAUACAAUUUGCGAAUUAAAAAAGAAAAAAGAUUCGUUGAUGGCCACAUAUAGAAAACUUGCAAACAGAGUAAAAUCUAGCAAAAAAACGGGUUCAGGCUCGGAGGAUAUCUUCAAACCUGACUGGUUUGUUUAUGAAAUUAUGGCUAGAUUUCUACACGGAGUAUGUCAACCUCAUACUACUAAAAACUCAGAGGUAAAGUAA